AUGCCGAGUGCCACAAGCGUCUAUCUGGCGACAAGCAUCUUUCUGGAUGCAGAUAUAAUUUAUCGUCUCUGGAAGUUCCAGAAGUCCGACGGCCUUUCGUUCAAGAAAUUCUCCAAGCGAGUCCGGAAAGCUGAAGGAGAGGACCUAGAUCAUUUCCUUUUGCCUUUCAUCCGCUCGUUGCCCGCUAUCGACGAUGGUGAGAGCAGAAAAGCAGAGAGAACCAAGUCCAAGGCAGCUCUUCUGCUGCUUACCAAACCCGAUCUUCGUCUGAUAUGGACGAACUUGGUCAAAAAUGACCAAGAGUUCAGGGACUUCCGGCGCUUCAUUCAACGAGGCCCACCAGAUAGUGUUUUACAAACUAUUAAAGAAGCGGCUGAAUCAGACGAGCUGUGUCAAUUGUCUCCUAGAUUACAAGCAUUAAUUCGCAACCGGGCGGUAGACCUCAAAACGAUUAGCGAGAAAGACCAUGAUUCUGUCCUCAAAGAUAGACUCAAGUGUGACACGAAUAACGUUCAGGCAACUUUAGCCGUUGACCUAGGCCCUAUUCAGAAUCUUCUAGCCCAUGUCGAUAAGUCUAAACAAGCAGAGAUGGUUGCUAUAUACCAGGAGGGGAUAGAGAACGGUAAAUCUCAGCGAAAGGCUAUCAAAGCGGCCCUUCGUGCUGUGGACAAAGUGAAGCAAAAGAUGGAGAUGCCUCAGCCAUUCCGACCAACAUGUCCAUCACCAACAGAUGUCAAUAUGCAUCCGAAAAAGGCUUCUAAAGACAAGAAAUACGAUGCAGAUGCAGGAGUAUCCGUGAAUGAUAAGAUGAAGAAUCGAGAACUUUCAAUGCAAAAGCAGCAUCCACAAGCAGAAAAUCCAGGAAAUGCUUUAACGGCGCUGGACAGCCGUAAAUCAAUGUUGUUAUUCGAUGGGAAAAGUUGCAAAUACGCCUUUCCCGAAUCGUCGCAAAAUCUCACGUCCAUUUCGCCUAAGAAGGUAGCAAAAGAGGAAUGGCGAGCAAGAAGUGAGCCCGCUCCGCUCGAAUACCUGAGCAAGAAAUGUAAGAGAGACAAGUAUAUGCCUGGCCCAAUGUUCGAGAAAAAAUACGAUGGACACGAAAAUGAUCUGCUCAUGGAGAGCGUGCCCUGGAACCAAACAGCCGCGCCAGCCAGCCGCAGUGAAUUCAAUUCAGAGACUGAAAAUAAUACACCAAUGCAGUUGUAUAAGCAGGAAUCUAAAGCGGACGUUCUGAAUAAGAAGACUGGACGAGCCGUUUAUCGUUUCGACUCAGAGAACGACUUAUUAAGGGAAAGUCUGAAAUCAACCGACCGCCCAAAAGAACAACUUUUCUAUACCAAGAAUCAAUUUCACGAUUCGAGUUUGUUAGGGCGCACCAAACCUUCCAGAUCAUGCACUGCGAAUGGUCAAGCUCUAGAUGAAACACCCCACAAAAAAAGGAGGCGAGAAACGAAAGCGCGGCAGAUCCCACAAUACUGUAAAAUAGCAGCACAAACAGAUAUUCUCUUCGGCCCAUCAAAUUCUGAGACUCAAAGGGAUGCUAGUAUGACGACACAGCGACUCAUCGACCAAUUGUUAUCAGAAUGCUUUGUCAAAACUGCUUCAAAACAAGAAUCUCAAAGCGGUGCGUCGAAGAAGGAUGUUAGUCGCUCCAAGGCGAAAGACGUAUCUAAGCUGGCUACAGAUGAACGAAGCAACCUAACUUCCCCUUCCAAAAUACUUUCCCCAGAGCCUAGAGGUACAGUUUUCAGCCAGCCAACAAGCCGCGGACGGAAGCGCCGACGUCUCACGCCCAUUGAGGCACUAGAAUCACAUUCGAAAACCCUAGGUAUGCUAGAAGUUGACAAGAUCGAUGAGGAUGUGGAGAGAAGUCAUCUCGGGGUAAAUAAGAGGCGACGGAAAAGCUCAAGUCGGAAAGCAAGCGAUGAAAACACAAUGAGCCAAGGUUUUGAGGGCCUGACGGACGCUCAGCUUGCUGAAAAUGCUGGCAAUGGACUCCUGGAAAUUACGCCUAAUACUUCCAGCAAAUAUUUUUUAGGACGCCCAAUGAAUUGCCUCGUGAUGUGA
Messenger RNA from Verruconis gallopava, 2067 nucleotides. RefSeq lists its product as uncharacterized. NCBI's taxonomy places the organism in Eukaryota, Fungi, Ascomycota, Dothideomycetes, Venturiales, Sympoventuriaceae. The transcript has a single exon. The coding region runs from base 1 to 2067 and encodes 688 amino acids. The record is from RefSeq and is a predicted model, not a curated record.